AUGGUCGCCGUGUGGGCCAUGAAGGAGCAGCGCAAUUUGCUGCGCUUUGCUGCAGCAGGAAUUCCCUGCCCGCUGCCAAUUGCAUGCAAAAGCAAUGUGCUGCUGAUGCAGUUCAUCGGCACCGCCACCUACCGCAGCAGCAGCAGCAGCAGCAGCACCAGCAACAGCAGCAGCAGCAACAGCAGCAGCAGCAGCAGCGGU
Messenger RNA from Eimeria tenella, 201 nucleotides. Its product is annotated as RIO1 family domain-containing protein, putative. Gene Ontology annotation, cellular component: preribosome, small subunit precursor; cytosol. The transcript has a single exon. The annotation marks the transcript as partial. The record is from RefSeq and is a predicted model, not a curated record. Gene Ontology annotation, biological process: maturation of SSU-rRNA. Lineage: Eukaryota; Apicomplexa; Conoidasida; Eucoccidiorida; Eimeriidae.